This is a messenger RNA of Lagopus muta (rock ptarmigan), 677 nucleotides long. RefSeq names its product ribosomal L24 domain containing 1 (gene RSL24D1). Gene Ontology annotation, cellular component: nucleolus. Lineage: Eukaryota; Metazoa; Chordata; Aves; Galliformes; Phasianidae. The transcript has 6 exons. The record is from RefSeq and is a predicted model, not a curated record. Bases 60 to 551 code for a protein of 163 amino acids. Gene Ontology annotation, biological process: ribosomal large subunit biogenesis.
GCUUCCGGUCAGCUGAGAGAGCGCUUCCGGCGGGGCCUGCGAAUCGGUUCGGCGCGGCCAUGAGGAUCGAGAAGUGCUACUUCUGCUCCGGGCCCAUUUACCCGGGCCACGGCGUCAUGUUCGUGCGCAACGACUGCAAGAUAUUUAGAUUCUGCAAAUCAAAAUGUCACAAAAACUUUAAAAAGAAGAGAAACCCAAGAAAGAUCAGAUGGACCAAAGCAUUCCGAAAAGCAGCUGGCAAAGAAUUGACAGUGGACAAUUCAUUUGAAUUUGAAAAACGUAGGAACGAACCAGUGAAAUACCAGAGAGAGUUGUGGAACAAGACUGUUGAUGCAAUGAAGAGGGUGGAGGAAAUAAAGCAAAAACGCCAAGCUAGAUUUAUUAUGAACAGAUUAAAGAAGAGCAAAGAAUUGCAGAAGGCAGAAGACAUCAAAGAAGUCAAACAGAACAUCCACCUUCUUCGUGCUCCACAUGCAGGCAAACCGAAACAACUGGAGGAGAAAAUGGUGCAGAAACUACAAGAGGAUGUGGCCAUGGAAGAAGACUCUUAAAAUGCUUGUAUUUCUUAUUGUAAUUUCCUUAGCAGUUAGCAGUUGCUUACUGUUUCGCCUGGCUUCACUUGGAGCUGUGCUUGCAAUUGAAGAAAAAUACAUUUUAAUAAAUAGUGGACACUUAGA